AUGAAUAAUAUAAGAUAUUAUAAAGGUAACAUUUUAAAUGCUGUGAAGCAUCCUAGAAUAAUAAUUCAGUCAUGUAAUUGUAAUGGUUCUUGGGGUGGAGGAAUUGCAUAUCAAUUAGCUACACAUUAUCCAAGAGCUGAGGAUAUGUAUGUGAGGAUAUGCUCACAAUAUAACAAUGCAUUACUUGGAAAAUGUGUCUUAAUCCCUAGCUAUGAAGAUGAAAAUCAGCUCAUCGCCUGUUUAUUCACUUCAUCGUUCGGAGGAGCAAGUCAUGAUACUUCAAGUGAUAUCCUUAAAUACACAAAAUUAGCAUUGCUUCAAUUGAAUAAAAUGAUUCGAACUGAUGAUUUAUUAAUUGAUAAGGAAAUUAGUAGUACUAUUGAAACAAUGACAGAUGAUAUUCGUAAACCUUUAUCCAAAUAUUCUUUAGAAAUGCCAAAGAUAAAUAGCGGUAUAUUUGGCGUUCCUUGGGAAAAAUCAGAAGCCAUACUAAAAGAAUUCGAAGCUGAAUUAGAAUUUGUGGUUUAUGAACUCUAA
This is a messenger RNA of Tetrapisispora phaffii CBS 4417, 537 nucleotides long. RefSeq names its product ADP-ribose 1''-phosphate phosphatase (gene POA1). The record is from RefSeq and is a predicted model, not a curated record. The transcript has a single exon. NCBI's taxonomy places the organism in Eukaryota, Fungi, Ascomycota, Saccharomycetes, Saccharomycetales, Saccharomycetaceae. Bases 1 to 537 code for a protein of 178 amino acids. Gene Ontology annotation, biological process: peptidyl-glutamate ADP-deribosylation.